CAGGAGGUGUAACAAGGAGACAGUUGUACCCCGUCUACAGAGCUCUGAUUAGCAGGCUGGGUCACCCUCUACGGAGGAGACUUCUGGAAGUCAGUGGAGGGGAACCAGAUAUGCCAGUGGUGCAGGAUAUGUCAGUGCACCAUGGAGGUCCACAGAGGCAGACUCCAGAGUGUGUCCCCCCCAAGGUGUUGUCUCACUCCAUUGAGCAGAUCCUGAGGAGAGCGCCGUGUCUGCAGGGGGAGGAGAGGGGGAGUGGAGGAGAGGAGGAGAGAGGGAGCAUGGCGGGAGAGACGUGGUCUGUGUGUGUGAAGACCAGCGCAGAGCAAGAGCCUAAAGUCAACAGAUGCCCAGUGUCGCGGAGCAGUAGUCGGCGGGUACGAACCACAUUCACCUCGGCCCAACUAGAGAUGCUAGAGAAGACCUUCCAGGAGAGCCAAUACCCUGACAUAUAUACCAGAGAGCUACUGGCUUCCCAAACACAGCUGUCAGAGGUACGAGUACAGAUAUGGUUCCAGAACCGCCGGGCCAAGUGGAGGAAGACUGGAGCUCUGGGAAAGAGCAGAGGAUUGGUCAAACUCUCAGACACCGACCAACAGCCUGAGAGGAUGGUGCCGCUUCCUCCCCUGAUUGGAUCCCUCCAAACCAGGCCACACCCACUACGGCACAGGCUCUUCCUCUCCAAGCCAUCCUACCAUCCCAUUGGUGUUUACCAGCACUUCCUUCCCAAGCUCCACCCAGCCCUGGUACCCUACUCUGAGCCCUACCUGCUUCCCCUGCCAGCCCAGCCCUGGUUGACCCCAAUGACACACGCCAUACCUGUACACACACUCAGCUGACAGACACACAAAAACCACACACCGGAUGUCAAGUAUGUCAAGUAUGUCUGUCCCUGUAAAUAUGUAUUUUCUGUACAUAGAACAAUUCUACUCAUACAGAAAUCUGCUAUUUUGAUUAAUUUCAUACAAAGUAUCAUAAAUAAAGGUCUUCAGUCUGAGCAUGAUUAGCUGAAUCAGGUGUUUUUGUAGGGCUGGAAUGAAACACCCAGUAUCUCUCCAGGACCAGAGCUGGAGAGUUGGAGACCCAUGUCCCAGACUGACCCUGGGUUCUCUGGGAUUCUGAGAAACACUCUGACUCAGAGUGUUACGUCACUUCCAGAGAGGAGGGCAGGUGGUGUUUGUAGAGUCAACCAUGUAGUUCCUUGAAUCUGAGAAGUCCUCUCCAAGACUAAAGUCAUUUAUGUGAUAUGAUUAAUAGGACAAUGUUCUAGAGUCUUUAAACAAUGAACAUUUAUGGGUGACGAUUGCCAAGGA
Molecule: messenger RNA, 1310 nt
Organism: Coregonus clupeaformis (lake whitefish)
Lineage: Eukaryota; Metazoa; Chordata; Actinopteri; Salmoniformes; Salmonidae
Product: intestine-specific homeobox-like
Exons: 3
Coding region: 111-836 (241 amino acids)
Biological process (GO): regulation of transcription by RNA polymerase II
Molecular function (GO): RNA polymerase II transcription regulatory region sequence-specific DNA binding; DNA-binding transcription factor activity, RNA polymerase II-specific
Source: RefSeq, a predicted model, not a curated record